CUCAACAGAGAGCAGCUGCCAACAUUGCCAGGGCCAUGGCAUCUUCCAUCAGUAACUCCUCUACCUUUCGCUCAGAGCAUUUUAGCACCUACAGCUCUGGCAAGCCCUGCUUUGAACCCCUGCUUGACCCACCCCAUGGGAUCUUCAGUACCGGAAGAGCCCGGGAGUCCUACGGAUACUCAGGCUCUCCCUCGUCUCCACAUCCCUCUUCUCUGGGCAGCAGCAACGUCAUUGCCAGUGGGGACAAAUACCAGGUCAUGGCUGAUGUCAGCCAGUUUGAGCCUCAAGACAUCGUGGUGACUGCCUUCAAUUACUGUAUUGUUAUCCAGGCAGAGAAGGUAGCAGAAGAUGGAACCAUUUCCAACACCUUUACCCACAAGUGUCAGCUCCCGCCAGACAUGGAUCCGUUGUCCAUCAGUUGCUCCCUGAAUGACUCUGGCACAUUGAUCAUCACCGCCAAGCGACAGCAGUUGACACCCCCACCAGUCUAUCGCACAGAGAUUAAGCUCUAAGAUUCCCUCUUUGUCACAGCCAGAAAAAAAGUCGGCCAUAAGUAUAUAUCACAGUUUAUGUUGUGUAACAUUAUGCAUACCUAGCUAUGUAGCAGAAGUGCUAUAGAACCCUCCUGUUGUUGUUGCAUGUCUUUGAGUCAUUUCCAACAUGGCAAUCCUAAGGCAGACCUAUCCCAGGG
Sceloporus undulatus (fence lizard) is the source of this 691-nucleotide messenger RNA. RefSeq names its product heat shock protein beta-7-like. The coding region runs from base 36 to 512 and encodes 158 amino acids. The record is from RefSeq and is a predicted model, not a curated record. NCBI's taxonomy places the organism in Eukaryota, Metazoa, Chordata, Lepidosauria, Squamata, Phrynosomatidae. The transcript is spliced from 3 exons.